Vespa velutina is the source of this 1362-nucleotide messenger RNA. RefSeq names its product testis-specific serine/threonine-protein kinase 1 (gene Tssk). NCBI's taxonomy places the organism in Eukaryota, Metazoa, Arthropoda, Insecta, Hymenoptera, Vespidae. The coding region runs from base 194 to 1282 and encodes 362 amino acids. The record is from RefSeq and is a predicted model, not a curated record. Gene Ontology annotation, biological process: cellular response to glucose starvation; protein phosphorylation; intracellular signal transduction. The transcript has 4 exons. Gene Ontology annotation, molecular function: ATP binding; protein serine/threonine kinase activity.
UUUUGUGAAGUGACAGUGACAGUGAGAGUGAAAAAGAGAGAUAGAGAGAAAAAGAGAAAAAGGGAAGUACAAUAGGAGAAGAAACGUGCAGAUCAGGUGGAUAUUAAGAGAAUCUUAAAAGGUGAACGAAAGUGUGACCCUUAUGGUUGCCUAUCGUUGGGCGUUGGUGAACCUCCAAUGAAGAAUCAUUGGCAUGGCCACGCGACUGAGCCCCCGAAACUCGGAGGUGAACGCACUUGAGCAAAGGGGCUAUUUGAUCGGCAAGAAGAUCGGACAGGGUUCCUAUGCGACCGUACACCUAGCUGAAUAUGUUGAUGGAGCAAAUUCAAAAAAAAUGCGAUUGGCAUGUAAGAUCUUCGACAAGGAGAAAGCUCCACCGGAUUUUCUCGAGAAAUUUUUCCCUAGAGAAUUGGAAAUAUUAACGAAGAUUGAGAAUCCCCAUAUAAUCCAAGUACAUAGUAUUUUGCAACGUGGGCCACGUGUUUUCAUCUUUAUGCGAUAUGCAGACAAUGGUGAUUUAUUGGACUUCGUAACGAGAAACGGAGUUGUACCUGAGCAACAAUCGAAGCUUUGGUUUCGUCAAAUGGCCUCUGGGUUGCAAUAUCUUCAUAGCAAGAAUAUAGCUCAUCGGGAUCUUAAGUGUGAAAAUAUCCUCUUGUCGAGAAAGUUUAAUGUGAAACUCGCGGAUUUUGGUUUUGCGAGAUUUUGCGUCGAUCACGAUGGUAGACGUGUUUUAAGUAAAACUUAUUGUGGAUCUGCUGCUUAUGCUGCACCUGAAGUUGUCUCUGGUACACCUUACAACCCUAAGUUAGCUGACGUUUGGUCUCUCGGUAUCAUUCUCUUCAUCAUGCUGAAUGCUUCGAUGCCGUUCGAUGAUUCCAAUUUGAGAAAACUUCUGAAAGAUCAGAUGUCACGGAAUUGGGUAUUCAGGUCUCGAGUACGCGAGAUCGUUUCCAUGUCGGCGAAGAGCAUCGUUAGACAUAUCCUCGAGCCGGACAUUACCCUCAGGCUAACUCUCGACAGAGUACUUGGUCAUGAAUGGGUACGUACCAGAAAGGAGAAGACCAAUUCUCUUGCAGGCAGACUCAUUCAUUCGGCACCACCCAUUCAUCAACAGGUGAGCAGUGCUGGCGGUACCGUUGUAAAUUCCGCUGCCAGAACUGGAAAUCUUCUUACGUCGAAAGCUUUAUCCCCGUUUAAAAAUUCUGAAAAUCAAGGAAGCACUGUCAAAUCAAUUGGAACUUCUGGAAAAGAUUCACAACCACCCAUUACAGUCGAAUGAUCAUAAUUAUCAAGAAUCAAAAAUAUCACGAUGGGGAAAUUCGAACCGAAGGCGUUUUACAUAUGUUUGCUCUUUGUUAA